AUGGCCGGAACCGGAUUGCCAAUCAGACCUCCCUCCGUUUGCGCACUGCUUCCACAAGAACUCUCAUACGAGACAGUUGAAGUUGACAAAAUUUACAUCCCAACGAACGCAUUGUUGAUCGCCGAAAACGAGUUGAUAUUUCUCGCGAUCGCGAACAUUUUGAAAGAUCUGAAGGCCGUGUUGAUAGGAGGGGCUGGGUACGUUUACUUUGGGAGAAUCAAUGCCCGCCUUGUGUUUUUACUCAAAGCUCGAGGCGAGCCAUUUGCAGUUAUCCAGGCCAUCAAAUCACUGAAACCCAAAGGUGGAAUCUUUCUCGGGUUCGGGAAAUGUCCUCAUAGCAGGCCGUACGAGAUCGGGGACGUAAUUGUGGCAGAAGCGAUAGCUCGAAAGAACCCCAAACUUCAAAAACUUGAAAGCCUAGCGUGCAGUGAAUGUUUGAUCAACGUGUUCGAAAAUGGCAAAUAUGGAUGGAAACCGCCCAAGUACCGCAAGCAAGCUGUCCAUGUUGGCAAAGUAUUUCAGAUGGGAGAUUUUACAAAGAAUGAGAGAGCUACUGCGGUAGCUGUGAGAACUUCAAGCUUAGGUGGGUAGUAGUGCUCAUAAACCUAGACUUCAAUGAGGUUGAAAGAUUUUGGUGAAAUUUCGCGUCUCUGUCGUCUCUUUUUCUUGCAAAAAAAAAAAAAAAAUUAUUGGUUUUUAUAAAGAAAUUGUGAACCAAAUCAAAAGGAAACGUGAAUUUGACGUAAAAGUGCUGCAUCUUAUAAAGCUGAUAUGUUCUUUUCGCAGAUAUACUUGAAUGCUGCAAAGUCCUGGGUAAAGAAUGGAUAGUACUUACAGGCGUGAUUGGCACUCAGCGUUACCAUGGAAACACUUCUUGGGAGCAAUACGUAGCAGUGGUCUUGAGCUCACUGGUGAAUAAGGUGCUACAGGAUGACCAAGUGUUUGCAAUCUUAGGAGGAGAGGGUGGGGAGCCCAGACGACACAGUCCCCUCCCUGGAAACCCUCUGCAAGAAACAGUUUCUCUUAAAAGUAAGCUGGGAUUAUAAAUUGCAAGUGGGUGCCAGCUCAAUCUCUUUCCCAGGACCUCGUCUAAGAGGGGAGUCUUUGGGGACAAUACUUUGGCGGAGCUAGGGGAAGGCCCCCCUCCCCCCACCCUUAUUUUUAGACCAAGCUGAGGCCCGAAGGGCCAAAAAUAUUUUUUUUGAGAGCGGUCAUCAACCUUAUCUCAGGGUCUGUGUUGUAAUUUUGAUUCCUAAACAUAGCUUUUGCAGUAAUGUAUGUGUUUGUAUGGUCAUGCAAAUAAAGCUCGUUGUUGACCGUCCCUACCCCUCCCCCCCCUUAUCUGAAUGUCUGGAUCGGCCACUGCAAUAUGGGUAUUUGCAGCUGAUUUUCAAGCAAGGAUACGUGUAGAACUUGCUUUCCUGUCAGCUGUAAUUGGAUCGACAAUAGCGUCCCCCUGAAACUAAGGCCUUUCUCCUUUAAGGCUUUGAAAUUUUAGCAGAGUUCUAUGAUAAUAAAUGACAGAAGCUCAUUCCGUUUUUGAAUCAUAAUGACUUUUAAACAAGUGAUCCUGCUAAUUCGUCUUUUUUUUCGGAGAACUGAUUGAAAUCGAUUAGGUAUAAUUUCAUGACGUUCUAAUUCUACUCAGUCGAAUAGCUAACGGAGUGUUUGUUGAUCUAUUGAUUCACAAGAAAUAUUGCCAGCCACUUUAAAUACCUUUUUCUAUCUUUUUACAGGAUUUCAGCUGACUGGUUCAGACAUUUCCCUCCAGGAAGAAUUAAUCAGGAGACAAGCUGAGAUGCACUGGGCACAAGUGAAAGAUGCAUAUGAUAAAGGUUUUUUCCAUCUGCCAGGUCAACACAAAAAUAAGCAAGACACCUCACUGCAUGAGGAGUUCAAUAUAACACCAUGUCUUAAAUCUCCAGUGGAAAACAGUGAAGAGACGUCAGACAGGAAUUAUACGUCCCUGGCCAUAUGUAAACGACAAGCAUCGAACGAAGUCCCGCUGUCAACUGGGAAACCUUCAUAUCUUGAAACAGGAAGUCAAGCACUCUUUAGGGAAUCGAACCGCUUCACUUUACCACCCCUCCGCUCUUUGUCUGCUGGGAAUCGCAGGACACCUCCCCAGGAUAACCUGACGAGCCAUGCGCAAAUGUUUCCUACGCUGACUUCUAGUAUGGCUGUUACCAUGCAAGCUGCGCUGCUUCCUCUAGGCGCCACCCUACAGACGCACGGUAGCUGCCUUGAAAUAAUUAGAAUCAAGACUGAGGAGAGGGCAAUGGUGAGCAGACAAGGAGCAGUUCUCCCUCCUAUAACCCGC
This is a messenger RNA of Porites evermanni, 2320 nucleotides long. Lineage: Eukaryota; Metazoa; Cnidaria; Anthozoa; Scleractinia; Poritidae. The record is from the annotation of a GenBank genome assembly.